This is a messenger RNA of Penicillium antarcticum, 792 nucleotides long. RefSeq names its product CFEM domain-containing protein. Bases 1 to 792 code for a protein of 263 amino acids. The record is from RefSeq and is a predicted model, not a curated record. Lineage: Eukaryota; Fungi; Ascomycota; Eurotiomycetes; Eurotiales; Aspergillaceae. The transcript has 2 exons.
AUGAAGUCCUUCUCUCCCCUUGCCCUGGCCCUGCUGGCCGCCGCCGGCUUCGCUGUCGCCGACCCUUCUGCCUCUGAUUGCGCUCAAAUGUGCGUCUCCAACAUGAACAACAAGGCCUCUGAGCUUGGCUGCAAAGCUGACGACAUGUCCUGCCUUUGCAAGACCGACGACUACAAGUUCGGUAUCCGUGACUGCACCAAGCAGGCCUGCCCCAGCGAUGACGCUGAGAAGGUUCUCUCCAUGGCUGUCGCCAAGUGCCCUGGCGGUGUUGCUGGCUCUGAUGCUAGCUCUACUCGGUCCAGCUCCGACUCUGACUCCAGCUCUACUGCCUCUGGCGCCGGUGCUGGCUCUGACUCCACUGGCUCCAUGACUGGUACCAUGACUAGCUCUAUGACCGGUGCUACUGGCGCCGCUGGCUCCAUGACCACCGGCUCCAUGACCGGUUCCGACAUGACUGGUUCUAUGACUGGCUCCAUGACCGGCUCUGGCGCCUCUGGCUUGACCACCAUGACUAGCACCGGCACUGUCUCUGGCUCCAUGACCACAAUGACUUCCACUGGCACUGUCUCCGGUACUGGUGCCUCUUCCACCGAGACUGGCUCUGGCUCUGGCUCCGAUUCCAACUCCGACUCCAACGGCUCCGGCUCUGACUCCUCUGACUCCAGCAGCGGGUCUGACUCUGCCUCCGGCUCUGCUGCUCCUUCCACCAGCACCGGUGCUGCUGCCCCCAUGGCCACUGUCGGCAGUGGUGCCAUGGGCGCUCUCGGUCUGGUCGCUCUCCUCGCCCUCUAA